GCUGCACGCACUGAGGUUCGCCGUUACUUCGUUAUCGGCCGUAAUCGUUACAUAUUCGGAAACUUUCGAGACGAAACAAAAAAAGCAUGCCUUGUGCAUCAUAAAAAUAUACUUUGUUAUGAUUUAUUUACCGUAUUUUUGGCCGUAAAUAAUCGGUUACAAAAGAAAUGAAAGGUUAUCUGUGUUAAAGGUUGUAUUUUUUCUUCGUUAACGUGGUGUUUUCGUGUCAAGUUGUUGGUUUUUGAUAAGAAAAGGUUUCAAGAUGUCCAGCAAGUCGACGAAUAGUGCAUCUUCCAGCCCGACAUCAAGUAAAGAUAACUCGCCAAAUAAGCUGGAGUUUGUUGUUGGAAAUAGAAUCGAGGCUAUGGAUUAUAUGUGCAACUGGUAUGUGUCUAAAAUUGCAAAAGUUGACCACAAGAAAAAGAAAAUUUUAAUCCACUUUGAAGGAUGGAAUUCUCGAUAUGAUGAGUGGGUUUCGUUUGAUAGUAAAAAGAUUAGACCAUUACCAAAAGAAAAAGUUAAAUCUAAAAGUAAAGCAAAGGAAUUCAAGCAGGUUUGGAAGGAAGGUGAUAUUGUGUCUGCAAAAUGGUCUGAUGGAACUUAUUAUCCUGCAGAAAUAGUUAAAGUUAUAUCCAAAGAUUUUUAUGAAGUUGAGUACGAUGAUGGAUUUCAAAAAAUUAUUCAUCAAAGUAAAAUACGAGAACAAGAUUCAACAAAUAAGAGGAAAAAGCCUCCCUCAUCAAGUGUAAUUUCCAAGCCUGAACGUAAAGCAAAGCUUGCACAGGACCGUGCAUCGAGGGCUCGGAGACGAAGUGGAAAAGAUGAACCAAUGCUUUCUCCGCAGUCAAGUGAAACAAUUGAACAGAAAGAAGAGAAAAUUGAAAAGGAUAUUGAGAAGAUUGAGGAAGAGAAAGUGGAAGUGAAAUCUAAGGAUGUGACAGAGACCUCGCGUAAGCGUAAUAGACGUGAAAGUGAUGUGCCACAAGAGUCUAAACGACCUAAGACUGAAGAGGCAAUUGAAACAAAACCUGGUCAAAAUCAAACCAAGCAUGAAUCUUGUGAAGUGGAGUCAAGUGAUAAAUUAAAACAAUCUGAGGAUUCUGUUUCACUGGUUCCACCAUUAAACAAGAGCAAAACUGUUGGUCCACAAAACAUAGAAAAAGAUCCUUCAAAAAUGUCUGAAAGUUUGAACACUUCUUCUGCUGAUGACACUUUGCCAUCAGAAAAUACCAUUCGUGUCACCCAUAUCAAAGAAAGCAAACCUGACUCACAGAUGACGAAACCCAGUGUCACAACACCACUGAGUGUUCAGGUUGAUCAGAGAACAGACAUUCAACAAGUGAUUAUACCAGAUAAAGACAUGAAGAUCUUACAAACUACUGGUGUCCUUGGACUGUUGAAUGUUCAGGAACCUUGUGUCAUCUUGGGUACAAGUUUAGCUGGUUCUACCACUGCCACUUCAGCAGCUGAAGAAGUGCUUAGCAAGUGCAAGAUUGCAUCAAAAGUCACGACAGAGUUGGAGGAAGUUAGUCAUCAUGGUAAAGCUUUGAAAACCAAGAAGAAUCAAGGUUCAAGUCAGGCAGGAAAAGAUGUAGAUACAAGGUUACAAGAAAAAGCUGAACUUUCAAAGACUACUCCAGAUCCAAAGCAGCCAAAGGAUAGAAACAAGGGGGAAAGUGUGGAUGCUGUGGGUUGUGUGGAUACUUCGAAGGGUAUAAAAAACCAGGCAUUGGAUGACAAGGACAUUGAGAGUACCACACUGGAUAAAGAAGAGAAAAACCUGAAAACAGGUGAUUCUGGGGAGAUUGCUGUAGAAAAACCUAUUCCUGAACAACUGUCUGCAACUGAGGAUGAUACUUCAAGUAAUGUUGAUGAAAGAGACAAGGAUGACACAAGUGAGCAUGCUCAGAAAUCAGAUCAAUCAUCAAAGGGAAAACCUCAGACAUUAGGAGCUGAAUCUUUCAAAGCCAAGAGAAUGCGUUUAGAUCAAAUCACCGGAAAACUUUCGAUCCAGAGACAAACUCAAAUCACAGCAAAACGUGAGGAGAUUAAACAAAAACUGGACCAUCUAAAAUCCGAAGAAAUGACUAAAACUUCACACAUAACUCCUCAAACCUAUCAAAAGACAUCCCCUAACCCCCCUCCAUAUCCCCGUGUGUCAGCGCCGGCCCCUCGUUUACCUCCUCAAUAUGUCGAACGCUAUCCACCUCCGUCCCUUUUUACCUAUGGUGCACCACCUCAAUGUACUGGACCAUGUUGUACGUACCCUCCUGGAAAUUCCUACCCUCCUGCUAGUACAGCAGGUUAUCACCUCAGUCCAGGGGGGUUACCUCGUGAAACAUACGUGGUUUAUGGACCUGGAACUCAGGCGUCAUUUCCUGUCAUUGCCCCAACACUUGCUCAUCCACCAUGUUCUUGUUGUUCGUUAUACCCCACUGCAGUCCUUCACGAGCCUCCUCAAAAUGCUCCUUCUUUGAUGCGUUUAAUGCACGUUGAUCAACGACUGCCUCCAUCAGUCGUUUACACACAGACGACGCCACAUUCAGGCGAGAGACCAAAGAUUUCACCCAGGGGGAUAUCUCCGAGGGAUAUUUCUUCUGAGUGCAGAAAGCCUGGUCGUGUUCAUGUAACGAAGAAAAUGGAACAAGAUUCUGGGACUAAGACAGCCAGAUCGGAAGACUUAAGCUCUAAAACUUUACCAACGUCAAAUAAAUCAUCCAAAGACAUCAACACAACUAACUUAUCAAGAUCAUCAACUGGUGAACGCACGGAUACGCCGUCGAAAUUAAACUCGAGUCAAUUCAAACCUAUUGAUGGGACGCCCACCAACACUUCGGAUGUCAAUCUAUCCACCCACCUAUCUGCCCACCUCACCUCAAAUGACCCAUCUUUUGAUAGCACUCCUUCCAAAAAAGCCCCACCUUCACGCCUUAACCUAGACCCUGAUGAUCUCCCACUCAGCCGUUUAGUGGGGGUGACAACUCCCGGAGUUAGUACCCCAGGUGAUAAAGCUGUGGUAGGAACUAAGAAUUCAGGGGGGAAGACACCAGUGACCAGCCCAAGUGACAGUGAUGCUCUUCUAGGUGACAUGAUGUCAACCCCAUUACCUCCAGAUGGUCACCCAGGCAAGGGUCUGAGACGUCCGCAUGUAUUUGCUCCUAAAGAACUGCGCAUUGAAUUGGAUCAUAACAAAUUCAAAUGUGAAUAUUCUGGUUGCGACAAGUCAUUUCGAAAAGCGUCCUUGCUGGAUUCUCACGUCAAAUAUUAUCACACUUCCCCUGAAGAUAAACGGAAACGCUCGUCAGCUUCAUGGAGUGAAGAAGACUCUUUCGAAUCAGGCGUUCCUAAGAAAAGAACAAAACGACAGUCGACAUCAGAUGUUUCUAUCGGUUCUGUUGGUGAUAAUUCUCUGGAAGCUCAAUCACCAGCUGCAUCAGAUAUCCACGUUGAGGUUGAACAUGAUCUUGAAGAUGAGAUGGAGAUGGAUAUUUCUGAUACCAAAGAAGAAGAUGUCGUGCGUUGUUUGUGUGAUGUUUUUGAAGACUCUGGUUUAAUGAUUCAGUGCGAGCAAUGUUUUACUUGGCAACACAACGACUGUGUAAACGCUGGUGAAGAAAAAUUGCCAUCAAAAUAUAUUUGUUAUGUCUGCAGGAAUCCAAAAGGCUUAAGAAAGAAUGCAAGAUUCAAGAACAAUUACGAAUGGUUUAAAAGUGGUAUUCUGCCUGCAUUUGUUCCUCAUGAUGUAAAUGAAGUAAAGAUAGUUAAGGCUCAAGUCACUCAUUCCAUGUUAUCUGAUCUGUAUAAACUAAACUCUGGGUUGAAAGGAAUGAAACGAAAACUUCACAUCCUACGAACGCCUAAUCAUGUGGAUCUUAAAAUGUGGGAACAUAAACAUGAAGUUUUUAAAGACGACAGUCUGAGGAGUGACGCUGACUCCAGUAAAAACGAAUCAAAUGCCUCUGAAUAUGAAACAAAUGACGUUAAGUCGCUGAACAAUGAACUUGAGAAAGAUGAUCAGACGCGUGGAAAUGACGUAGUUGAUGAUCAGACACGUGAGAGUCUCCAGACGCGUGGAAAUGACGUAGUUGGUGAUCGUCAAAAGGUUGUCCGAGACAAGGAUGAUAAAGAUGGUUCUGAAGUCAUUAGAAGUGACUCAGAGAUCCAGCAGAAAGAAGGAGAAACUACUGGAUUGAGACAGGAAAAGAAAACACAAGAAAUGGUUUCAGGCUCUGUUGAGAACGUGAAGAAUAAAAACUGUGUAAGAACAGAUAUUGAUUCAACACAGUCGAGUAUGGAGGAGGAAACAGAACAACACAAUGGGCAGGAAAAUGAAGAAUUGACACGAGAAAAUGAUAUCCAAGCGCGAGAUGGGAAAGAAUCGACACGAGAAAGUGAUGUCCCAGCACGAGAUGGGAAGGAAUCGACACGAGACAAUGAUAUCGAAGCACGAGAUAGAAAGGCAUUAGAACGUAACACGCUGGAGACAGCACGAAGUCUGGAGGAGACUUCAGGACAGCUUAAUGAUAGUGAAAUUAUCCAAGAUAGUAAUGAUGAGAAUACAUCAUUGAGGAAUGAUGAGACAGGAACUAGUACGAGAAAUAACAUGAAGUACACUGGAGAUGACUUAGCAUUCGUCAAUCUUCUUGAAGAGAUUGAGGACGAUCAGACUUUCUUAGAUGAACAACUGGACAGACUGGAAAAACAGGUUGAAAUCCUGGAGAAAUCACUGGCGUCUGGGACAACAGAAAGAAGACCAUCCAUACGCAAACUUUCCAAGCAACUUUUGAAACUACAGAAGUUGGGUUUCGUUUUCUGAUCGUGUUAAAUGGUAUACUCUGGUUGAACAAUGUGAUAGUACAGCUAGACUUAUUUUGUUCUCAUUGAUCGUCCUGGCUUGCUGCCUUUCUUAUUGCGUUGAUAAGUCAUUGACAACAUACGACAACAUAUUAACACUAGUUUUACCCCAUGUAAAUACUGAUCCACCUCUCCCUCUCUCUCUCAGUGGCGUAGCCAGCUGAAGAUUUUGUCCCGCAAUGCAAAUUUCAAGUUGUGAUGAUUAUUCAUUUCUUUGCAAAUUGAUUGUUUUCAUAGUCAAUAAGAAUCAAAAUAUUAACAUAGCGGGAUAAAAUCCUCCCACGCCACAGUCAAGGAAAUUAUGCUCCGGACGAGAAACUAAGAAAGUCCCCAACCAUACUUCGAUCGAAAAACAUUCGUAUCCACCUGGUGCUGAGGAUAAUUUCCUGAGGAGAAACAACUCACACAAACCAUGAAACAAAGACAACUGCUAAUUAAAGUAGACGCCAACGUCGUUUAAUCAGCUGCGUUCUGUCAGAUAUUUGCAUUUUAACCGCCCAUAACAAUUGAAGACUGAAAAGAUACCUAACCCACUCCAUGUAAUAAAAGUUUAGUUCCA
Molecule: messenger RNA, 5413 nt
Organism: Dendronephthya gigantea
Lineage: Eukaryota; Metazoa; Cnidaria; Anthozoa; Malacalcyonacea; Nephtheidae
Product: PHD finger protein 20-like protein 1
Exons: 19
Coding region: 263-4816 (1517 amino acids)
Biological process (GO): regulation of transcription by RNA polymerase II
Cellular component (GO): NSL complex; nucleus
Source: RefSeq, a predicted model, not a curated record